Messenger RNA from Electrophorus electricus (electric eel), 3298 nucleotides. It is a transcript of the gene ilvbl, whose product is annotated as ilvB (bacterial acetolactate synthase)-like. Gene Ontology annotation, cellular component: acetolactate synthase complex. NCBI's taxonomy places the organism in Eukaryota, Metazoa, Chordata, Actinopteri, Gymnotiformes, Gymnotidae. The record is from RefSeq and is a predicted model, not a curated record. Gene Ontology annotation, molecular function: thiamine pyrophosphate binding; flavin adenine dinucleotide binding; magnesium ion binding. Gene Ontology annotation, biological process: L-valine biosynthetic process.
UCAACCGAGACUCAUUGACUAGAUUUGAGUGUGACACACAUGCGCAUUUAGCUGAAGAUAGAGCUAGGGUAACGACAGUAUCUUGUCCACAGAUCAUUUUAAUCUGAAACGGUAUUACGGGAAAAACGGCUGCCGUUUGAACAGAUGCAAAGCAGAGAAAUUUAGAAGAUGCAUGGUGAUAGACAAGCAACUUGCGUAUUAUUUAAAACCAAUAGCUAAGUGUGCUGGAAGUAAACUUUAUUAACGCUACCUUCCUACUUUAGCCAAAGCAAACAUAAUUUGGUUAUUGUGUCGAUCCAUGUUUAGCUAAACUGAAUAACAGGUGUCCGUUGCGUUGUAGUUAGGUAGCACUAACUUGCCUACAAAAUGGACAUCGGCGCGGCUGUAUGUUGCUGUUUUACUGCCGCCCUGGGGAUGGUUCUGUUUGCUGUUUACAAACUUGGCUUGCUGUACCAGAUAUUUCACAAGGUGGAGAGGGAGAGCCCUCGGCAUGGAGGCGAGAGUGUGGCUGAGGUCCUUCGUGCACAUGGCAUCAGGUUCAUCUUCACGCUGGUCGGCGGACACAUCUCACCCGUUCUUGUGGCAUGUGAGAAACUGGGCAUCCGUGUUGUGGACACUCGGCACGAGGCCACGGCUGUGUUUGCUGCCGAUGCAGUUGCAAGACUCUCCGGCACAGUGGGUGUGGCUGCAGUAACCGCAGGACCGGGACUCACUAACACAAUUACAGCAGUGAAAAAUGCUCAGAUGGCAGAGUCACCUGUGCUUUUAAUUGGUGGAGCAGCCGCUACUCUUCUUCAGGGUCGAGGUGCUCUACAGGACAUUGACCAGAUGUCACUUUUCAAGCCUCUUUGCAAGUUCUGUACAUCUGUGAGGAGAGUGAGGGAGAUUGUUCCCACUGUAAGAAAAGCCCUGGCCAUCGCCCAGUCAGGCACACCAGGCCCUGUGUUUGUCGAGUUUCCCAUAGACACACUCUAUCCAUAUCAUCUGGUGGAGAAAGAAGUUUCUCCUAAAAACAUUCCCAAGGGAAUCAUGGGGAAAAUAACUGCAUGGUAUCUGAAGAACCACUUGACGAACCUGUUUGCUGGUGCAUGGGAACCAAGGGAGCUCUCCCCUCUCCCUGUCCUCAUCCCUCAAGCGUCUGACCAGGAGGUGCAACGGUGUGUGGAACUUGUAAGCAGAGCCAAGAAGCCAGUGAUCCUGUUGGGUAGCCAGGCAACACUACCUCCAGCACCUGUCCACGACAUCAGGAAAGCUUUGGAGUCUCUGGGCAUUCCUUGCUUUCUGGGUGGAAUGUCCCGAGGGAUGCUGGGUAGAGACAGCCCUCUUCAUAUCAGACAGAAUAGGGGGGACGCCCUGAAAGAAGCUGAUUUGGUGCUGCUGGCAGGCACAGUGUGUGACUUCAGACUGGGUUAUGGUAAGGUGCUUAGUAGACGGAGUCAGAUUAUUGCAGUGAACCGUGACAGAACUCAGCUACUGAAGAACUCUGACCUGUUCUGGAAGCCUACAGUGGCCAUUCAAGGCGACGUUGGAUCCUUUUUGCUGCGACUUUCUAAGGGCCUAACGGGACACAGAUGUCCUGAGGAAUGGCCACAAAGCCUCAAGGACAAGGACAGGACCAAAGAGACAGCUAAUAGAGCAAAGGCCAGUGAGAGGACCGAGCGGCACCUGAACCCACUGAGUGUCCUGUACAACGUGGACAAGCUCAUGGCAGAGGACAGCAUUAUUGUCACAGAUGGCGGAGACUUUGUAGGCACUGCUGCCUAUAUCAUGAGACCGCGAGGACCACUCAGCUGGCUAGACCCAGGGGCUUUUGGGACUCUUGGUGUGGGGGGUGGAUUUGCCCUUGGAGCUAAACUCUGCCGUCCCGACGCAGAGGUAUGGAUUGUUUAUGGUGAUGGUUCCCUAGGAUACAGUGUGGCAGAAUUUGAUACUUUCACGAGACACAAGACACCUGUGAUUGCACUAGUGGGAAAUGAUGCAUGCUGGAGUCAGAUCUCUAGAGAGCAAGUGCCCAUUCUGGGCAGCAGUGUGGCCUGUGUUCUUGCCUUUACAGACUAUCACAUUGUUGCUGAAGGCUAUGGAGGCAAAGGUCACCUGAUUGGGCGUGAAGAUGAGGUGCAGCUUGGUGACAUUGUAAAAGAGGCGCAGAGGGAGUGUAGAGAUGGAAAAUCUGUGCUGCUGAAUGUUCUCAUUGGGAAAAGCAACUUCAGGGAUGGCUCAAUCUCUGUGUAGAAACACCCAGUCCAGGGAUCUGCCAAAAGAGCCCCUAACCCUUCCCCAGUCUGGAGCCUAAAGGUGGCCUGCACACACAUAGUUGGCAGUACACCGUUUCUUAUUUGGCUGCUCAGACUUUGCUUUUGUAGUUCCUGUUUUUAUUUAGGAGAAUUGUAAUAUUUACAACUUUAAAAUCUGGUAACUUAAAGGGAAUUGUGAAUUUUAAAACAAAAAUAAUGGUAAUAUUAGAAGUGUCGCUGCAACUGGGAAUUGUUGAGAAAUGAUUUAAUGUCUGUUAAAAUACAGUAUGACAGUUAUAUGUAGAAGGUAGUGUGCUUCUAGAUACUGAAUGUAAAGCUCAUCUUGUUCACAACUCAGCAUUAAUCAAGUUUAAUUCCAGUUCUAUGAAUGACUACUCACUGUUAGACCUGCAUUAUCACAAUGCAGCACAUUACCAUAAAUUAUGAUGUGUUAACUUUAACACAAGUGCAGAUCUCCUAUCUAAAUACAGAUUAUAAUUCUUCCUUUACUCCCUUGUUUGAUUAAACAAUGAUAGAAACUGGAUGGAUGGACCCUUAAAUGUGAGCUAGGUUUUAUCAUAUAACAAUACUAAAUAAAGGUACUUGGUUAACUUCAAUAUAUCUUUACUGGACAACUAGUUUUAACAGGGAAUGUCAUUGAAAUGAUUUCCAAAGAUUUAUCCAUCUGCCCAAACCAUGUGAAACCCAAAACCUCGCUUCAGCUAUGCAGCUUGUGGGGAGAUUACAAUAAUGAGGAACUGCUUUGAUGCCUCAGAACCUGGACAUCUUGCAGGCACUGAAAGACCAACGCUCCAACUCAUCUCAGGAAAUUUGAUGGCAGAAAACAAGUGUCUGUGAUCUAAAAGAGACUUGAAAGGAUAAUCAUUUACACAGGAAUAAAUCAACAAGGUGGAUCAGACAAAAUAAAUGAGGAUUUUGUAAAGAACAAGUCAGAGUCCUGCUCUCUGUCCUGUUGAAAAUGUUUUGGUGUAAUCUGGACCGGCCAUCACAGCAAAAUGCAAGAUGUCUCACAUAAAAAUAAAAUAAAUGUCUGUGUGUUUGUC